This is a messenger RNA of Drosophila mauritiana, 1487 nucleotides long. RefSeq names its product protein THEM6. The record is from RefSeq and is a predicted model, not a curated record. The coding region runs from base 198 to 779 and encodes 193 amino acids. Lineage: Eukaryota; Metazoa; Arthropoda; Insecta; Diptera; Drosophilidae. The transcript has 2 exons.
CUGCAGUCUACAAUCUCUGGUCUUCAGUCGACUGUGGCCUUGCUUACCCAACGGUUGUGUUGCUGCGUACCGCUCCGCCUGCUUUUACCGCCCGUACCGCCUCCCCGCUCGUACCGCUCGUACCCAGUUGCUGGUGUUUGGCCGAGCUUAACGACCGACUGCAAAUUGGGAAUCCAGACACACAACCAGAUAUCACGAUGUCUUGGCUGGUGGUUUUGCUGAUCCUGUACGUGAUCUGGGAUGUCAACUACUUCAUCCGAUGCGUGUUCACGGUGUUCGCCGGCCGGCUGUUCCAGCGGAAGCGCAAGGUCACGGACACCACGACGAUCUACGGACUGUGCACCUCGCAGGACGUGGACAUCUUCAUCCGGCACAUGAACAACGCCCGCUAUCUGCGCGAACUGGACUUUGCCCGCUUCCACUUCUACGCCCUCACCGGACUCUACGAGCGCAUCCGGGACCGACGCGGCGGUGCCGUCCAGGGAGCCAGCAGUGUCCGCUACCGCCGCACCAUACCCAUCUUCCAUCCAUACAAGAUCCAGACCAAGCUGAUCUGGUGGGACGACAAGGCCAUUUACCUGGAGCAGCAGUUCAUCACCCUUUCGGACGGAUUCGUGCGCGCGGUGGCCAUGUCCAAGCAGAACAUCACCAACUGCAAUGUGCUGGAGGUACUGAAGACCUAUCCGGAAACUGCCCAGCGACCGGAGAAGCCGGAGGAGCUCAAGCUCUGGCUGGACGCCAUCGAGCUGUCCAGCCAGAAGCUGCGAAAGGACAAGUGAAUCGAUUGAUUGAUUCCAUCUUCCACAGCACAGCUCAUUUAUGUUUGCCUCACUUGCUUAGUUUCGUAGUCAUCUUAUAUUUUUUUUUUGAGUGCACAGUGAAGAAAUUCUAGACUGAUGGGUUUUUCACGCAAAAAAGAGCGUAACAAAAUGUAUACAAGCGCACAAGUCAUGAAUCUGAAUAAUGGCCCAUAGCAACUUACAGACUUUAUUUGCUAUUAUUUUUUCACAGUGCCUUAGUUAUAAGAAUAUUGCAUUAAUGGAAUGGCUGAAGAUUUUAAAUAUAAUUUUUUACAAAACAAAAAUAUUGUAAAUGUUUAAAAACUUUGCCGUUGAUGGCAUAACCUUUAUACAUGCAUUUUUAGCAGUUUGCUCGUUUUAUCACAAAUAUUUUCCUAGAAACGCGUUUUGUGUGGACGGGGUCGUUGAAGUUUCUUUCACGACUUUCAUUUAUGCUAAGUUUGAUAUCACGCAACGCCAAGUCUGUCGAUAAGUCAAUGGAUUGCUUGUUUUCUAUAUUUUCUUUUUCGCUGUCUCCAUUAUGGAACAGCUAAUUAUUAAGACUGCAUUUUGGUUAUGUAAUUUGAAACGAAACUGCUUUGGAACUGUCAUCCUCAGCAGUUUGCAAAUAUUACACACAAAUAAGCAUAAAUAAUGUGAGCAAGGGAGAAACAUUGGUAUCCAAUAUAUUUGCAUAAUUUACCUUUA